GAUGCAUUAUCUGACAUGAAUAACGGGUGUGUUUUGACACUUGAAACGCCUUGAUCGCGGAAAGCAUUCCGAUGCUAUGACAGUCGCUUCUCUUAAGGUAUUUCGUAUACCUUUAUUUUAACACUAUAGACUGCAUUCUUGUUUGUUGCUAUCCGGAUACUGCUCUUUGCAACAAGUGGAAUUUUGGUGUGCAGACCACGAUCCAGCUGUCAUGGAGGAGCAAAAGGAUCAAAAUAGUCGUGAUUCGACUGAGUCUGAGAGCGUCUCGCUCUCACCCAAUAUACCAUCUCCUCCGAUUUUACCUCACCAGGCUGCGCAGCAAGCCCACAGAACCACGAACUUUUUCAUCGACAAUAUUCUAAGGCCAGAUUUCGGCAGCAAGAAAGAUCUUGGGAGUAGGGACCGGGCGCAAACCUCGGGUAGGGAGAAUGUUAACCCAAUGGUGAUAAGGCCGUCGCAUAAUAGCAGCCUUUGCCAGGAUUCAAACUGCAGUAGUGACAGCACUUCUUCGUCCUCGUCUUCUUCGCCAUCCUCAAAGCAGACCUCUGCAAAGCUUGUCGAAGGAAAUGGAACUACCACAGCAAGGUACGGGGAGAAUACUAACGGGGGAACUUCGCAAGCGAAAGAAUCGCAGCCUUUACUAUGGCCUGCGUGGGUGUACUGCACCAGGUACUCGGACAGACCUUCAUCUGUUUCUACACUAGGCCCAAGGACACGAAAACUGAAAAAGAAGAAAAGCGAGAAGGAAGACAAGCGACCGAGAACCGCUUUCACGGCUGAACAGCUGCAGAGACUUAAAGCCGAGUUUCAGGCGAAUCGGUACAUUACGGAGCAGCGGAGACAGUCGCUGGCCCAGGAACUCAACCUCAACGAGUCGCAAAUAAAAAUCUGGUUCCAGAAUAAGAGGGCCAAAAUCAAAAAGUCCACUGGCUAUAAGAACGGCCUCGCUCUUCAGCUCAUGGCUCAAGGACUCUACAACCAUUCCACAACAACAGUUCAAGAAGAUAAAGACGAUAGCGAAUAAAAAUGGCCCGGCUUCUCUCCUAAAAAGGCAAUGGACGCUGACGCCGA
Messenger RNA from Sinocyclocheilus rhinocerous, 1071 nucleotides. Its product is annotated as homeobox protein engrailed-1-B-like. Gene Ontology annotation, biological process: multicellular organism development; neuron differentiation; regulation of transcription by RNA polymerase II. The transcript is spliced from 2 exons. The coding region runs from base 212 to 1024 and encodes 270 amino acids. NCBI's taxonomy places the organism in Eukaryota, Metazoa, Chordata, Actinopteri, Cypriniformes, Cyprinidae. Gene Ontology annotation, molecular function: DNA-binding transcription factor activity, RNA polymerase II-specific; RNA polymerase II cis-regulatory region sequence-specific DNA binding. Gene Ontology annotation, cellular component: nucleus. The record is from RefSeq and is a predicted model, not a curated record.